Messenger RNA from Solanum verrucosum, 1418 nucleotides. Its product is annotated as isocitrate dehydrogenase [NADP]-like. The transcript is spliced from 15 exons. Bases 145 to 1392 code for a protein of 415 amino acids. Gene Ontology annotation, cellular component: mitochondrion. Gene Ontology annotation, molecular function: NAD binding; magnesium ion binding; isocitrate dehydrogenase (NADP+) activity. NCBI's taxonomy places the organism in Eukaryota, Viridiplantae, Streptophyta, Magnoliopsida, Solanales, Solanaceae. Gene Ontology annotation, biological process: isocitrate metabolic process. The record is from RefSeq and is a predicted model, not a curated record.
CCUCAACCUUUUCAAAGUAAUUUUAUUUUUUCUCCAUUUUGUUACAAUUUAAGCUUCUCCCGCCGGCGAAAUUUUCUUUAUCAAACACCAUUACUCUUUAUAUUACCAGAAUUUCCAGUUCUUGAUCUCAAUUUUUCACUAAAAAUGGCUUUUCAAAAGAUCAAAGUGGCUAACCCCAUAGUUGAAAUGGACGGAGAUGAAAUGACCCGUGUCAUUUGGAAAUUAAUUAAGGAUAAGCUCAUCUUGCCUUUUCUGGAGUUGGAUAUAAAAUACUUCGAUCUUGGCCUUCCUCACCGUGAUGCCACAGAUGAUAAGGUUACAAUUGAAAGCGCUGAGGCUACUUUGAAGUAUAAUGUAGCUAUUAAGUGUGCAACCAUCACUCCAGAUGAGGCCCGUAUGGAAGAGUUUAACUUGAAGCAUAUGUGGAAGAGCCCAAAUGGGACAAUUAGGAACAUUCUGAAUGGUACGGUGUUCAGGGAACCAAUCCUCUGCAAAAACAUCCCCCGACUUGUUCCAGGUUGGUCAAAACCGAUAUGCAUUGGCAGACAUGCUUUUGGUGAUCAAUAUCGAGCUACUGAUACAGUGAUUCAAGGAGCUGGAAAACUCAAAUUAGUAUUUGUACCAGAAGGGACAGAUGAAAAGACCGAGUUCGAGGUUUACAACUUCACUGGUGCUGGUGGAGUAGCUCUAUCCAUGUACAACACGGAUGAGUCUAUUUGCUCUUUUGCUGAAGCUUCUAUGAACAUGGCAUACCAAAAGAAAUGGCCACUCUAUCUUAGCACAAAAAAUACCAUCCUUAAGAAAUACGACGGAAGAUUCAAGGAUAUAUUCCAGGAAGUUUACGAGUCAAAAUGGAAGUCAAAGUUUGAAGAAGCUGGAAUCUGGUACGAACAUCGCCUCAUCGAUGAUAUGGUUGCUUAUGCUUUAAAAAGUGAUGGUGGUUAUGUAUGGGCAUGUAAAAACUAUGAUGGAGAUGUACAGAGUGAUUUCUUAGCACAAGGAUUUGGAUCGCUUGGAUUGAUGACAUCGAUCCUGAUAUGUCCGGAUGGAAAGACCGUGGAAGCAGAAGCAGCCCAUGGAACUGUUACACGCCACUACAGGGUUCAUCAGAAAGGAGGUGAAACCAGCACAAAUAGCAUUGCCUCGAUUUUUGCUUGGACUCGUGGACUUGCACAUAGGGCAAAGUUGGACAACAAUGCUGCACUAUUAGAUUUCACCAAGAAACUAGAAGCAGCUUGCAUCGGUGCAGUGGAAAACGGAAAAAUGACCAAAGAUCUAGCACUUAUUAUCCAUGGAUCCAAGGUCGCUAGACGUCAAUAUGUAAACACUGAAGAGUUCAUUGAUGCUGUGGCUGAUGAGCUGAAAGCUAGACUUCUAAAAGCAAAGAUAUAAGUGUACGUUUUUCUGAUCGAAAACUU